Molecule: messenger RNA, 2041 nt
Organism: Brassica rapa (field mustard)
Lineage: Eukaryota; Viridiplantae; Streptophyta; Magnoliopsida; Brassicales; Brassicaceae
Product: aldehyde dehydrogenase family 2 member B4, mitochondrial
Molecular function (GO): oxidoreductase activity, acting on the aldehyde or oxo group of donors, NAD or NADP as acceptor
Source: RefSeq, a predicted model, not a curated record
UGCCAAUCAAUGUACGGCAACAACACACAUUAGGAGGGUGAAACUUAAGCGACAUGUGUUAGAGAGAGUGCGGGAGAUCUUGACCGUAAGAUUCCUCCUUCAAAUCAAAGUAUUAUAAACCUCAUAAGAGAAAGACCGAAGAGGAAGAAAAUCCCAAGAAAAAAAAGGAUAACAACUUUGAAGUUAGGGAAGCAGUUUACAUCCAUGGCAGCUCGUAGAGUAUCUUCUCUACUAUCUCGAUCCUUUUCAACUUCCUCUCCCUUUCCCUUUCGUUCACAAGGGAGAAACUGUUAUAAUGGAAGUAGGGUCGUAAGGAGAUUUGGAACCUCUUCUGCAGCUGAAAAAAUCAUAAGCCCUUCGGUUCAAGUGUCUUGCACACAGCUCCUAAUCGAUGGGAAUUUCGUAGACGCUACUUCUGGUAAGACGUUCCAAACUCUUGAUCCACGCACAGGGGAGGUCAUUGCGGAUGUAGCUGAAGGAGAUGCUGAAGAUAUUGAUCGGGCGGUGAAAGCUGCAAGGAAGGCUUUUGAUAAAGGACCUUGGCCUAGGAUGACUGCUUAUGAGAGGUCAAGGAUAAUGCUGAGAUUCGCAGAUUUGGUUGAGAAACACAGCGAAGAGCUCGCGGCUCUAGAGACAUGGGACAAUGGGAAGACUUAUCAACAAGCCAAAACAGCAGAGAUUCCAAUGCUCGCCAGAUUGUUUCGCUACUAUGCUGGAUGGGCGGAUAAGAUUCAUGGGCUUACCGUUCCAGCUGAUGGAAACUAUCAUGUUCAGACACUGCAUGAACCAAUAGGCGUUGCUGGACAGAUCAUUCCAUGGAACUUUCCUCUUUUGAUGUUUGCUUGGAAAGUUGGUCCUGCUCUUGCUUGUGGUAACACCAUUGUCCUUAAAACCGCUGAACAAACUCCUCUCACUGCUUUCUACGCCGGCAAGCUUUUCCUUGAAGCGGGUCUUCCUCCAGGUGUUCUGAAUAUAGUUUCUGGAUUCGGUCCAACCGCAGGUGCUUCCCUCGCGAGUCACAUGGAUGUAGACAAGCUUGCUUUCACAGGAUCCACUGAUACAGGCAAAGUUAUACUUGGACUAGCUGCUAACAGCAAUCUCAAGCCAGUGACACUAGAACUUGGAGGAAAAUCACCCUUCAUCGUAUUCGAAGAUGCAAAUAUCAAUAAAGCUGUAGAGCUGGCACACUUUGCUCUCUUCUUCAACCAGGGGCAAUGUUGCUGCGCGGGGUCUCGGACGUAUGUUCAUGAGAAAGUGUAUGAUGAGUUUGUUGAGAAAGCAAAGGCACGCGCAUUGAAACGUGUGGUUGGUGAUCCUUUCAAGAAAGGCAUUGAACAGGGUCCUCAGAUUGAUUCGAAGCAAUUCGAGAAAGUGAUGAGGUACAUAAGGUCAGGUGUUGAAAGCAAUGCUACUCUUGAAUGUGGUGGUGAUCAGAUUGGGAACAAAGGUUACUUCAUCCAACCUACAGUCUUUUCUAACGUUAAGGACGAUAUGCUUAUUGCUCAAGAUGAGAUUUUCGGUCCAGUCCAAUCAAUCUUGAAGUUCAGGGAUGUGGAUGAGGUGAUAAGGAGGGCUAACGAGACGAGGUACGGGCUAGCCGCAGGGGUAUUCACAAAUGUUGGGGAUGGAUUUAACCCAUCCACAAAGCCCAUCGAACAAAAGGCCCAAUCCAGCAAACCGAGUCGACGUCGGCGCAGAAGCCGAUUCUCGAGGCUUCAACUUAACCAGGAAGCGCCGUUAGUCGAAGCGGAGAGCAAGCGAAGCGAGGCUGAUCGACUAAACGGCUCGGAACGAGCGCCUCAUAAUCAGGCCCGAAGGGCCGACAAAGCCCAAUCAGUAAAAAGAGAUUAGGUUAAGGUAAUCGAACAGAGUAUAAAAGGAGAGGAAAGCAAAGGAGAAAGGGGAUGAACACUGAGCUACACAAACUUAGCGGCGAGAUUAGGGUUUAUCAUCCGUACAAUCAUCUCUCUGCUAUUUGUACUUUUCCGGUUUAAGCUCUCACGAGCUCCGGCCUGCUUUUACUUUCUCCACCUUUGUAACA